AUGUGUGGGGACACCGUGGGGACCGCGGCCUCUGGGAGAGAUAGAAAAGCGACGCAGACCGCCCGAAUGGAGACAGAGGAGACGGCCAAACGACAGGAGGAAGGAGAACAAGAAAGAGACACCUGGAGGGCGCCGAAUCGCCACAGAAACUUGCGUCUCUCAGAAGCAGACUUUGCCCGUCUUGAGACACAGUGGCUGACUCUCAUGGAGCGCGUAAAACACUUUGGCCGCGUAUCAAGCGGGAAUCGCGUGAAGAUUUACCACGAAGGGGACGAGGUCUUCUCGUCCAUCCUUCGGAGUAUCGGAAGCGCAGAAAAGACGAUUUUGAUGGAAUUUUAUAUCUACGACAAUUCCGCUGUUGGACGUGCCAUCAAGGAUGCCUUGUGUGCCGCGGCACAGCGAGGCUGCUUUGUGGUGCUCGUGGUCGACUGGGUUGGCGGAUUCAAUAUGCCUACGGUGUGGCAAGACGACCUCGUUGCUGCGGGAGUGAACGUCGUGAUUUUCAAUCCGCCGUUCCCCCUGGCGCUGCAUGGACUGGAGCACGACUCGUCGCCGAGGUCUUCGCUCUCGUACCUCGCAGCGACAGCGAAACACAUCCUCGCCUACGGGAAGGGCGUCUGUAAACUUCUGUUCGCGUCUCCGGCUUCACAGGGGCUGGAGAACAGCUGUCGCGGCACUGUCGAGCCUGUCACUCCCCUCCCUCUCGCAUCUCGCGUCGCGUCUUCUCCCCCGUCUCCGCAGUCGGCCGGUGGAUGCGGCGGCUCCCCACCUGGCCUGCAGCAAACUCCAGGAGCGACGGAAGCUCAGGUGUCUCUGCGAGGAAGCCGUGCACACGCACCAGGGAGUUUGUGGGCAGACCGCGUGGGGCCGAUUCCCUUCCGAGACCACCGGAAGAAUCUUGUGGUCGACGGAAAGGUGGCUUUUGUGGGGUCUGUAAACGUCGCCGAGGACGCAGUAGGAGCAAAGUUCGGAGGAAGAAACCACUUCUACGACUUGCACGUCCGCGUCAGAGGACCAGCGGUGAAGGCGCUGGAAGCCCUCUUCGUGGAGACGCUCGAAACCUCGAACGCACGGCCCCUGCGAGAUCGGCUGGUCUCGCAUCUCGCAAAGGUCGACACGGAGCAGGAAGCACGGAUGCCGAGGUUCGGCAACUGGCGGGAAGGAACUCAGCGAAAUGGAGGACUCCUGGACGGGCACGAAAGCGGGGGGAAGACAGGCGAGAACGAGCCUACUGUCGGACACAGUGGAUUCAGCCAAGAGGUAAACGGUAAGGCGGUCGUGGACCUAGGACAGAGCAGUGGGAAACUGCAGUCUUCUCUCCCCUCGUCUUCCUCUGAUGCUUGCUUUGCUCUAUCAGAAUCGCCUUGUGCUUGUGUGUCCUCGUCUUCCUCCACGCCGUCCUGGUCUUUUUCCUUUCCGCCUUCAUCGAGCGGGUUUUCUUGGUCGCGUCUUCGAGCGCGGCUGCUCUCGAUUCUGCCCUGGCGAAAAUCGAGUGACCGCGAAGACCGAGAGGCUACGUGCCACGGCGAGGAGCGUCGCAACCUCCUUCUAGGGUGGAAGGCCGUGAGAAUGCCCGCUCGUCGUGCCGAAACCGAGACGGAAGAAGUUGACGACGACGCCGACGACGCGACCGAUGUUCUGGUUCAGGUCCUCGAGAGCAACGUGAUGCGGAAUCAGCGCUCCAUCCAGGCGGUCCUCAAAUCUGCAAUCUACAAUGCAACUGUCUCGCUGUACGUGACGGCGGCGUACUUCGUCCCGCCAGGGUUUCUUCGCCGCGCACUCCAAACGGCUCUCGGCAGGGACGGCGUCGACGUGUCCCUUCUUCUCUCGGGGGACAGCGACGUAUGGGGGGACGUGUACGCAACAACUUACGUCGCCAGGAAAUUUCUGCGAUGGUUGACUCCGGACACGUAUCCCCCGAUGAGCGUCGAGGACGAGGACGCAACGCCCAGCCCUGGCUCUCAGGACUCCGCGACUUCUCCCUUUCCCCAGGACGAAGCAGAGGGAAAUGCACACGGCCGAAAAGAACGCGCUAGCGAGUCGCGUGACGCAAAACCCGAGAGGACGGGGCGGAGGCAGGUGUGGAGGAGUCUGCGAGGACGGGACGAGCCGAAGGGAGAGGCGUCCGUCUACUUCCUGUCUUCCCGCCACUGCCACGCGAAAAACAUUGUGGUAGACCACCUGUGGAGCACAAUUGGGUCUUUCAAUCUCGACAGGUUUUCUUCGCGUCGCAACAUGGAAGUCCUUCUAGCUUUUCUCGACCCCGCCAUCGCUCUAAAGUUUGAAGACCUCUACUGGCAACACGUCCAGAACGGCGAGGCAGAGCGGAUGACCGUCGAGAAGUGGAACAGCCAGAGUCUUGCCAAAAAGGUCAUCUGCUUCUUCUGCUACUACGUCACCCGAUUUGCUGGAAAGAACUUCUUCGACGGCCUUUCUGACCAGCGAAGUCGGGCAGUCUUUAAUCGUCUCCUUAUUGCGUCGUACCUGGACGACAUGCCUGCAUCAGACCUCUCGACGUCUAUGCUGUGGGGUUUCCAAUAG
This is a messenger RNA of Neospora caninum, 2541 nucleotides long. RefSeq lists its product as hypothetical. Gene Ontology annotation, molecular function: catalytic activity. The transcript has 10 exons. NCBI's taxonomy places the organism in Eukaryota, Apicomplexa, Conoidasida, Eucoccidiorida, Sarcocystidae. The record is from RefSeq and is a predicted model, not a curated record. The coding region runs from base 1 to 2541 and encodes 846 amino acids.